CAAAGCACUUGGCAUCCAGCUGCAGCAAGCACAAUGAACGGAAUACAAAAAGCACCCUGGGUUGCAUUGUGGAUUAUAUUUGCUCUGAGCACGCAUGUGACAGAAGGAGGAUUAAAUCUAGGCGGUCUCAUGAAUAUGAUACUACCAACAGUAGAAUUGACUAGUAGAAACUUUAAGCCAACAACCCCCAAAUCUGAAUCCACUACAAUGGCAGAAACUACCAAGUCCGAAACCUCUCCAACUACCAUUACACCAACAACUUUAGAUACUAGUAGCGCUACAACAAACAUGGAUGCCACAACUCCCAAAUAUGAAUCAACUACAGUGGGAGAAACUACCAAGUCCGAAACCUCUCCAACUACAAUUACACCAACUUUAGAUACUAGUAGCGCUACAACAAAGAUGGACGCCACAACUCCCACAUCUGAAUCAACUACAAUGGCAGGAACUACCAAGUCCGAAACCUCCCCAACUACAAUUACACCAACGACUUUAGAUACUAGUAGCGCUACAACAAAGAUGGACUCCACCACUCCUACCUCUGAAUCAACUACAAUGGGAGAAACUACCAUGUCCGAAACCUCUCCAACUACAAUUUCACCAACAACUUUAGAUACUAGUAGCGCUACAACAAAGAUGGACUCCACAACUCCCACAUCUGAAUCCACUACAAUGGCAGAAACUACCAUGCCCGAACCCUCUCCAACUACAAUUUCACCAACGACUUUAGAUACUAGUAGCGCUACAACAAAGAUGGACUCCACAACUCCCACAUCUGAAUCAACUACAAUGGGAGAAACUACCAUGCCCGAACCCUCUCCAACUACAAUUUCACCAACGACUUUAGAUACUAGUAGCGCUACAACAAAGAUGGACUCCACAACUCCCACAUCUGAAUCCACUACAAUGGCAGAAACUACCAUGUCCGAAACCUCUCCAACUACAAUUACACCAACAACUUUAGAUACUAGUAGCGCUACAGCAAAGAUGGGCUCUACAACUCCCACAUCUGAAUCAACUACAAUGGCAGAAACUACCAUUCCCGAAACUUCUCCAACUGCAAUUACACCAACGACUUUAGAUACUAAUAGCGCUACAACAAAGAUGGACUCCACAACUCCCACAUCUGAAUCCACUACAAUGGCAGAAACUACCAUGCCCGAAACCACUCCAACUACAAUUACACCAACGACUUUAGAUCCUAAUAGCGCUACAACAAAGAUGGACUCCACCACUCCCACAUCUGAAUCCACUACAAUGGCAGAAACUACCAAGUCCGAAACCACUCCAACUACAUUUACACCAACAACUUUAGAUACUAGUAGCGAGGCAACAAAGAUGGACUCCACAACUCCCACAUCUGAAUCAACUACAAUGGCAGAAACUACCAAGUCCAAAACCUCUCCAACUACAAUUACACCAACUUUAGAUACUAGUAGCCCUACAACAAAGAUGGACUCCACGACUCCCACAUCUGAAUCCACUACAAUGCCAGAAACUACCAGGUCCGAAACCUCUCCAACUACAAUUACACCAACAACUUUAGAUCCUGGUAGCGCUACAGCAAAGAUGGACUCUACAACUCCCACAUCUGAAUCAACUACAAUGGGAGAAACUACCAAGCCCGAAACCUCUCCAACUACCAUUACACCAACAAUUUUAGACACUAGUAGCGCUACAACAAAGAUGGACGCCACAACUCCCACAUCUGAAUCAACUACAAUGGCAGAAACUACCAAGUCCGAAACCUCCCCAACUACAAUUACACCAACAACUUUAGAUCCUGGUAGUGCUACAGCAAAGAUGGACUCUACAACUCCCACAUCUGAAUCAACUACAAUGGCAGAAACUACCAUGCCCGAAACCUCCCCAACUGCAAUUACACCAACGACUUUAGAUACUAGUAGCACUACAAGAAAGAUGGACUCCACCACUCCUACAUCUGAAUCAACUACAAUGGGAGAAACUACCAAGUCCGAAACCUCCCCAACUACAAUUACACCAACAACUUUAGAUACUAGUAGCGCUACAACAAAGAUGGACGCCACAAUUCCCACAUCUGAAUCAACUACAGUGGGAGAAACUACCAAGUCGGAAACCUCUCAAAUUACCAUUACACCAGCAACUUUGGACACUAGUAGCGCUACAACAAAGAGGGACGCCACAAUUCCCACAUCUGAAUCAACUACAGUGGGAGAAACUACCAAGUCCGAAACCUCUCCAACUACCACUACACCAACAACUUUAGAUACUAGUAGUGCUACAACAAAGAUUGACUCCACAACUCCCACAUCUGAAUACACUACAAUGGCAGAAACUACCAUGCCCGAAACCACUCCAACUACAAUUACACCAACGACUUUAUAUCCUAGUAGCGCUACAACAAAGAUGGACUCCACCACUCCUACAUCUGAAUCAACUACAAUGGGAGAAACUACCAAGUCCGAAACCUCUCCAACUACAAUAACACCAACUUUAGAUACUAGUAGCGCUACAGCAAAGAUGGACUCUACAACUCCCACAUCUGAAUUAACUACAAUGCCAGAAACUACCAUGCCCGAAACCUCUCCAACUGCAUUCACACCAACAACUUUAGAUACUAGUAGUGCUACAACAAAGAUGGACUCCACAACUCCUACAUCUGAAUCAACUACAAUGGGAGAAACUACCAUAUACUAG
This is a messenger RNA of Zootoca vivipara (common lizard), 2679 nucleotides long. The record is from RefSeq and is a predicted model, not a curated record. Lineage: Eukaryota; Metazoa; Chordata; Lepidosauria; Squamata; Lacertidae.